CUAGGGGGGGGGGGGGCAGUCAAAAAUCAACCAGGGUUAAGGGAAUAGCAAAGCAUGGGACAUAAGCCAGUAAUUAACAUGUAUACACUGGUGGGUUCCCAUUUUGCACAAAUUUGAGGAUUAGGUGUGAAUUGUAUUUUGAUAGCAAUUAAAGAAAGUAAUAAUGAGAGAGAGAGAGAUUACAUGUCUAAGAAAAGAUACAUAUGUUUAACAGAGUAAGUAAGUCAGAGAAAAGAGAGAGUGAGAGAGAUAUUACAUGUCUGAGAGAAUAAGUAAGACGCACAUGUUUACAUGUAUAAGAGUAAGUUACAGAGAGAGAGAGAGAGAGAAAGAGACUACAUGUCUGAGAGAUUAAGUAAGAUGUACAUGUUUACAUGUAUAAGACCAAGUUUCAGAGAGAGAGAGCAAACAGACAUGUUAUACAGAGCAAUGAAUAUUAAUUGAUAGAUAUGGAACAACAAGAUUAAGGGAGUAAGAGACAAAGUUUUGUUGAGUUCAUCUGAAAGAGAGAGAGAGAUAGAGAGAAGAGAGGGGUGAUAGAAAAUAAGAUUACAUGUUAGAAAAGAGGGAGAGGUUUGGUAGUGAAAGUGAUGGAUAGAGAGAACAGGUAGAAAGCAAGAGAACAGAUUUAUUAGGAAAUUAUGUAGGACAGAGGCUUGGAGAAAGAAUGAGAGAUAAGAAGUACAUGUUUGGCUGUACAAUCAUGAGAUAGUGAAAGAAAGUAAUAGCGAGUGCAGCUCGCCGGCGCGCAGCAAGCUCUACCGGCAAGGCGUGUGUGAAUAGAAAAUUUGGACUAUUUGCACAUUCAUAUUCAACGGAUUUUUUUGGCGUCAGUAAAUCGGACCAGUAAUGCCUUGUUUUAAUCGUCCCAGUAGUUCCUUGUAAUGAUGGUUUCCCAUUUCACACUCUCACAAGAUGCAUGCAUUGUAAAUGUACUGCUGACACAACAUAAGACUGACGGAGUUAUCGUCCUUUUGAGUGACGUCAAAAUGGAUUUCUUACACAUCGAUCCGACAGAAGUUUUCGGCGUCAGUAAAUUUCGACCCACAAUGCAAUUCCUCAAUGUCGGUCGAUCUCACUAGACUGGAUACCAUCUCGCGAGAAUCAAAGUAAAACUUUUGAGAAACAGAUAAAUUAUAUAUGUAAUUUCAAGAACAUCAAGCUUUUAAGUAAACAAAACAGUAUAUUUCGCGUAGGUUUUUUUUAGGGUGUUUUCAAAGAGACAAAUGACACUUGACCGACGUGAACUUUGACGUCACAAUAAGGGGAAAUUACUCUAAGUAGUUAUUGUAAAUCUGCUGAAAUAAAAAUACCAAAAUCUUCUCAAAAUCUUGCAGAGCUAACGAAUGGGGACAUUUCUUCAAAGAUAGGAAACAGCUGUAACUUGCUCUCGUUUGGAUGAAUGCUCACAUUUAUUUUAUUCACUAUAUAUUACGGUAAUUUCCAGGAAUGUUUCUUUUAAAAGGGGGCGUGGCAACAUCAUUCGAAAAAUCUUCGCAAGCAAAAAGAAAAAGAAAUUUUCAAAAUCAGAAAAAUUCUAAUCCAGGUGAAGAAUCGGAAGUCAUGACCCAGACCGCCCACAUCAUGGACACAGGAAGCUCCCCGUGCCAAGUACAUCAAUGUUCUAAGUGUCGGGGGGACACAGCGUACUAUUGUGUAUCGUGUCCAUGUGAUCUGUGUCCCCAGUGUAAAGAGAACCAUGUAAAAGAUCUCCAAACAAUAGACCAUGAUGUUGUGUCACACCGUGAUAAAAUCAACUACAUCCCAACACAAGAGAUCUGUGUGAGACAUCCUAGCCAUGUUUAUACAAAGUACUGUGAACCUUGUCAAGUUCCUGUCUGUUUCCACUGCAGAAAACAUAGAACUCACAGACAACUUGAUGUUGGAACAUCCUAUAAAACAAAGCGACAACAACACAGAGGAACCAUUCACACCAUCAGGAGUGAGGCUCUCUUUUACAGACCUGUUCUCCUGACAGAAAUCAAAGCUGAUGUCGAAACCUGUCACACAGAAUUCUCCCUCCUUCAAUCAGAGAUGUUAACAAAGGCCAAGAACCUGAAGGGUCUCAUUGACUAUGUGGUAUAUGAUCUAUUGAACAAUGUGUUAUGUUACUUUGAUUUCAAACACAGAUGUAAAAAACAAAAGAUAGAAAUGAUCAGACAUAUUGUCAGACUAAGGAGAUAUGAACACAGAUAUGUACAGCCAGCAUUCACAUUCAGUGCGCUACAAUUCCUCUCCUUCACAAAGACAGCCCUCCCCCAGAUACAUCUUACACUCCACACCAGCCAGCUCUCCAUGACUGAGUCACUCAACAAGGAGGAUGUGAUGGAGUCACUGAGUGCAAUCCAAAUCACAGAGAGAGGAAACCGACGCGUAGGAAACCAGUGUCUGCUGAAACUGACGUCUGGUGCUGAGUUCCAUCAAUCUCUCACACUGACAGGUGUUGAUCGUUGUUUACACAUUUCCUGUGUGACAUCAGACCGGGUCUGGGUCAGUGAUAGAUACAAUCUCAUGUUGACAGACACAACAGGUGUCCCUCUACAUCGUGUGGAGGAUUCAUGUAGUGAUUUAUAUACAGGAAUACACACAGUGAACAGUGAGAGUGAACUGAUUUAUAUAGAUAGGAAUUAUAACAUCAACAAACUGUCAAAGGAUAUGAAAACAACCACCACAUUUAUAGAGACAACAGACUAUACAUGGAGACCACGGUGUGUGUACUGGUCCCCGUCCACUGGGGAUCUACUGGUCGGGAUGUAUAACGAUGAUACAAAGACAGGCAAGGUAACCCGGUACAACCAGAGUGGACAACUCACACAGACCAUACAGUACAACACAGGACAGGGACUGUAUAGUGAUCCUCGCUAUAUAACAGAGAACAACAAUGGGGAUGUCGUGGUGUCUGACUCGUUCAGUGCUGUAGUGGUGACAGAGCGUGGAGGAAGACAUCGUUUCUCCUACACAGGACAUCCAUCAGGAUCACGACUAGGGCCAUGUGGAAUCUGUACUGACCCGCUGUCACACAUCCUGGUGUGUGAUUAUACAACCAACACAGUACAGAUGAUGAAUAAGGACGGUCAGUUCCUGUCACAUCUACUGACAAAAUCACAAGAGAUGCUUAGACCACGGAGCCUGAGUUAUGAUGUCAACACUCACCGUCUCUGGGUCGGAUCAUGGUGGGACACCAAGGUGUGUGUCUACAGGUAUAUCACCAGACAGCACGCUCUGACAGAUGAACACAGACCCCGUCCUGAUGAGGACGCCAUGUCCAGCUCAACACAAGCCGUAUAAUGGAGAUAGCUGGGAUAUUGACAGGAAUUUUAGCCCCAUUGAACUUAGAAUUUUGUCCAGAACUACUAGGUCAAUUUCAACCAAACUUGGCACAAUGCACCCUUCGGCAAAGAAGAUUCAAAGUUGUGAAAAUUAAGGAAUGUGCCCCUUUUCCAGGGGAGAUAAUUAGGAUUUAUGUAUCCCAACCUGAGAGAAAUUCAAAGCCACCCUCCCAUCCCUUUAAUUAAGGUGGUAUGGAACAUCUGUCAAUAAUGAUGUGAAUUAAAGUACAUUACUAUUGAAAUACUUUCAUUGGUUUAGAAUUUUCUUUCACAAUAUUUUACCAAAAAAUAUGUUUUAGAAAAUUUUGGAAAAGUAAUAAAUUUUUCAAACCCGACUCGAACUCGUGACUUACAGGUCCGUAGUGAGCGCUCUAACCCACUGCACUGCGCUGUAAGGUAACAAUGAUGGGAAAGAAACUAUUUAUACAAUUACACUUGAUUUAUUGUUUAUUUCGAGAAAUGAUACGACACAACAUGAAGGUGUCCCAUACCACCUUUCAUGUAAAUAAUGAAUUUUAAUCAAAAUGUUGAUUUAUUCUGUUCAUUUAACAAAUUUUUCAAAAGAGCGGUCCCCAUACAAUUCCCCUCAGUUGCAAUCAGCCGGUACCAGAAUUACAUGCUUCCAGAUUUACUUUUUUGCAUACUGCGUCAUCAGAAAGCGGUGUAGAAUGCCACCUUAAUGCAUACUCUGCCAUUCAUGAUGUGUAGCUUGUCAAGUAAUGGGAGAACAUGGGGUGUUUGAGCUUGCUCACUCUUUCCUUCUUGUCCAAGUAUUUGGUAUUAAUCAUUUAAUACAGUUAUAAAUUAAUUAUUUUUGUUUCUUGCAGACAAGCUGCUUUUUAAACGCCUUCAGGGGGAGAUAGAAGAAAACCUGCCCGGAUUACCCAUAAUUCCAAUGGAGUUACAGAAGCCAAAUAAUUACCGGUCAUCAACGGACUUUGUGUUCUGUGCGUGAACUCUACAUAA
Messenger RNA from Magallana angulata, 4295 nucleotides. RefSeq lists its product as uncharacterized. Gene Ontology annotation, molecular function: translation repressor activity; zinc ion binding; ubiquitin protein ligase activity. The record is from RefSeq and is a predicted model, not a curated record. Bases 1450 to 3288 code for a protein of 612 amino acids. Gene Ontology annotation, biological process: positive regulation of DNA-templated transcription; protein polyubiquitination; proteasome-mediated ubiquitin-dependent protein catabolic process. Gene Ontology annotation, cellular component: nucleoplasm; chromatin. The transcript has 4 exons. Lineage: Eukaryota; Metazoa; Mollusca; Bivalvia; Ostreida; Ostreidae.